AUGGCCGUAUCUCCCACCACUUGUUUUGGUCCAAAGGCAGAAACGAGCAUCCUAGAAACCAAUCAGUACUUGCGCUCUGAACUGGAAAAAUGCAAACAGAACUUCCGAGACCUCAAAGAGAAAUUCCUGGCAUCCAAAGCUACUGCCUACUCCCUGGCCAAUCGCCUGCAGAAAUACAAAUGCGAAGAGUGCAAAGACCUUAUAAAAUCUGUGCUGGAGGAGGAGCUGCAGUUUCAGGAGAGGGAGCUGGCCGAAUUGCCGAGCCCAGCUGCAAGGCUCCGGAUACAUGAUCCCUUAAUUCAGGCUCAGGCUAAAGAACUGACCCACUUACGACAGAAGAUACAGGAAGGGAGAGGUGUCUGCUACCUUUUCACCCAGCAUGUGAAAAACACAGUCAAGUCUUUUGAGGGCCUUCUCAGGAACACUGGCAUUGCCUACUACCAGAGACAGAGAUUCUGUGAGCAAAUGGUACAAGGAAGCCAGCUGACAGAGAUCCUUGUCAGAAAACUGGCCACAGAAUAUCACAAUGGUAAGAAAAAUGAAGACAGGCAAAAGCUACUGGCUCCCAGAUCAGAACUAGCUAUGAAGCUGUGGUUCCAGGCUGCCUUGGUUUAA
Molecule: messenger RNA, 615 nt
Organism: Piliocolobus tephrosceles (Ugandan red Colobus)
Lineage: Eukaryota; Metazoa; Chordata; Mammalia; Primates; Cercopithecidae
Product: neuroblastoma breakpoint family member 6-like protein
Exons: 5
Coding region: 1-615 (204 amino acids)
Source: RefSeq, a predicted model, not a curated record